Molecule: messenger RNA, 5851 nt
Organism: Psammomys obesus (fat sand rat)
Lineage: Eukaryota; Metazoa; Chordata; Mammalia; Rodentia; Muridae
Gene: Slc30a10
Product: solute carrier family 30 member 10
Exons: 4
Coding region: 330-1739 (469 amino acids)
Biological process (GO): manganese ion transport; zinc ion transmembrane transport; detoxification of zinc ion
Cellular component (GO): membrane
Molecular function (GO): zinc ion transmembrane transporter activity
Source: RefSeq, a predicted model, not a curated record
GUGCAACUCUCUCUCUGGGAGGGUGGAGGUGGGAUUUAAGAAGAUUGGCAUCCCGAUGCGCGCCUCCUCCCAGCAGCUCCCCUCUCCAGCCCAGACCUAGAAAGAGACACAGGCCGGUGGCCUCUUGCCAAGUCCCGGCUUGGGCGGUGAGGGAGGAGGGCCAGGGGCCCCGGGAGGCGUCCUUUGCAAUCCUGGGGCCACUCCCGCAGACUCUGGCCCUGCGGGCGCGAGCUGGCAGCACAAAAGGCUCCGGCGGGUCAGGGCCGGCCCGCGGCGGGAGGUAGCCUCCAGACCCCCCCACCUGUUGCGGGGCGCAGCUGGCUGCGGAGAUGGGCCGCUACUCCGGCAAGACGUGCCGGCUGCUGUUCAUGCUGGUGCUCACGGCGGCCUUCUUCGUGGCCGAGCUGGUGUCCGGUUACCUGGGCAACUCCAUCGCGCUGCUCUCGGACUCGUUCAACAUGCUGUCUGACCUGAUCUCGCUGUGCGUGGGCCUGGGCUCCGGCUACAUCGCGCGGCGCGGAGCCCGCGGCUCGCGCGCCACCUACGGCUACGCGCGGGCCGAGGUGGUGGGCGCGCUCAGCAACGCCGUCUUCCUCACCGCGCUCUGCUUCACCAUCUUCGUGGAGGCCGUGCUGCGCCUCGCGCGGCCCGAGCGCAUCGACGACCCCGAGCUGGUGCUCAUCGUGGGCGCCCUGGGGCUGGCGGUCAACGUGGUGGGGCUGCUCAUCUUCCAGGACUUCGGCGCCUGCCUCUCCCGCUGCGCGCGGGGCCGCUGGGCCCGCCCUCCGCACCAGGGGGACCCCUGUGGCGCUCUGGGGAGUCCCCAAGGGGCUGUGGCAGCCACAGCUCCCGGCUCGGACACAGCAGUGACUCACCGGGGGGCCUCGGCCGAAAGAAAGCAGCAGGAGGGCGCCACCGUGUUCUCGAACGUAGCAGGUGAUACCCUGAACACCGAGAAUGAACCAGAAGAGACGGUGAAAAAAGAGAAGAAGUCCGAAGCGCUGAAUAUCAGAGGUGUUCUCUUGCACGUAAUGGGAGAUGCCUUGGGGUCCGUGAUUGUGGUUGUCACGGCCAUCAUCUUCUACAUACAUCCCCUGAGACCUGCAGACCCGUGUAACUGGCAGUGCUACAUUGACCCCAGCUUGACUGUUGUCAUGGUCAUCAUUAUUUUGGCAUCUGCCUUUCCGCUGAUCAAGGAGACUGCUGUCAUCCUGCUGCAGAUGGUCCCCAAGGGAGUCAACAUGGAAGAACUGAUGAGCAAGCUCUCCACCGUGCCCGGAAUCAGCAGUGUGCACGAAGUACACAUCUGGGAGCUAAUAAGCGGGAAGGUCAUCGCCACUCUGCACAUCAAGUACCAGAAGGGCACAGAGUACCAGGAUGCCAGCAGAAAAAUCCGAGAGAUCUUCCACCAUGCUGGAAUCCACAGUGUGACCAUCCAGUUUGAAACAGUGGACUUGAAGGAAACCCUGGAGCAGAAGGACUUCUUGCUGACCUGCAGUGCCCCCUGUCUCUCCCAGAGCUGUGCUAAGAAGCUGUGCUGUCCCCCGGGGACACUGCCACUGGCUCUAGUCAACGGUUGUGCAGAACACAAUGGUGGGCCUCUAGAGACUUACCGAAGCACCAGGGCUACUCCGGAAGUAGCUGUUGAUAUGGCUUUGGAUGGAUGUCCAAGGGAGCAGGGACAGACUCUUAGCAAGACUCAAGAGGGACAACAUUCUGAAAACAGUACUCAUUUUUAGUGGGUUCCCAAGCACAAUCAGACUGUCUGGACAGGUGCUCUGGCGUCACCAGCUCUGCCUGUGGGAAGAGCUUUGUGGGUGUAUGCCCUGCCAUUAGGGGUCAGCUGUGGGGGAUGUUAGUGGAUCAAGCCUGCUGAUUUUCAAGUGGAGGAUAACCCCUCUCCGUUACCCUGGGCAUCUCAUGCUUCUCUGCAACAGUCUUAGUAUGACCUUGAAUUUCCUAGAGCAGACUGCCCUAGUCUUUAUAUCAGGAGUAUUGAAGGCUGGGACUCAGUGACCAUGACACAGGACUGGGAGUCAGUCUGGUCUGUCUCGCGGUGCUGGGGAGCUGAACACAGGGCCUGUGCGUGCUGAGAAACAGCUCUGUUACUGAGAUGAACCCUGGAGCCCUUGUUUUUAAGCCCAUCGGAACUUGUAGCCGACUCUCAAGAGAGCUCAAAGCUUAAGUGGGCAGAAGAAAGAUCAGAGCACACUGACUAUGUUUUCCUCUCUUCCCCUCAAAGAUCUUAAAAGAUGAACGUCAGCUGUUUGUGGCGAUGCAGAAUUAUAUAAUCUCAAGUCCAUUCUUGGAUCACGAGAAAAUGGGUGCCUAAUAAAUAAAUGCAAAAUGCAUAGCUAUUAAGGUGGAAAAAAGGUUAGACGGGGUAGACUUUGCGAGGGUGGAGGGAAUGACGAAGUUUGGGCCAUCUCUGUUUUGUGAGGGGUGAGAUGGCUGACAUCACUUCCUGCUGGGAACUUAACUGUGGCUAUGGUGUAUCUCUUCUCCCUUUGUAGUGCUUAUUUACCAUCUCUGAGAGUCUCCAGGUAGGAUAGUUGCCGCAUAUAAUUCUGAUAAUGAUUUUCUUACCCAGAUUUCCUCAAAGUCUUCUCUUUAUAAUCACAUUGAUCCAUGUAGCAUUGAUGAGGGGGGAGAUGAAUUUUCCGGGGACAGGAGAAUACUCAUUCCUGCCAGAUAAAUAAGCUAGCCUGCCUUUGCUUUAACUAGGCAUAUUUUAAAGUAUUUAUUGUAGUUGCCAAAUGGUAACUUAAUGGAAGAGUUGAUACCCAAGUGAGAAAUGAAAAGUAAUUUAAUUGCUGAUUUUAAUGUAUUUGGAGGCUUUUAGAGUUUCAUGUCGCUGACUUAUGUUACCAAGUUCAAAUAAAUUAUAUGUUUCAGACAUAUAACUGAACUGGUAGGAGGAAAGUGCAGAAAUGCACUUUCUGUCUGUCACAUGUUUUGCUUCUUGUUUGGGCAAAGCCUCAUAGGUGUGGUAUGGAGGUGCCUGACUGAUAGAGCCAGCAUCUUAUUUAACAAGUUUCAAGGCUGACUGAAAGCGAUUUUGUCCUAGGCUAUCGACUUUGAUCCUAUUGAGAAACUACCCAGGAUUCACCAGAAGUCGUGCGUGGUCGCAGGAAAGGCACCCACAUUUGUCAGUGCAAGCAUCAUUUUAAAGGAAAUGCCUCUAUUGGGCAUGCUGCCAAAUGCCUGUGGGCCCAGCUGCUCAGGGCACUGAGCCUAGGAGUUCAACACUAGCCCAGACAAAAUAGUGAGACUCAGGAUUGUUUGCUUGCUUUGUUUGUUUGUUUGUUUUAAUAUUAGUCUUAAAUUUGGAGGCUAAUGGGCAGGUGUGAUUGGGAGUAUCUGAAAUUUUGUGUUCCUUAGAAGUUGAUUAGAUCCAAAUCAACCAUUCAUAAGUAAAUAUCUAAAACCUAUUUAAAUCCCGGGAGUUUACUGUGUUAGAUUGUAUGCACUUUAUAAGCUAGGGGAGGAGGAGCAAAGACAAAAAGUUUCUACUCACAGAACUCACAGAGGUCAGAGGAUUCCCCAGGAGACCCAGCAGACUCUUCCACAUCAACAGCUUCACGCCUUAGCUGAAGCCAAAGAAGAAAUUUGUCUCUGACUUCCGAAUCUCAGUUCUUAUCACUCUGCCUUAUUCCUAAAGAAAAAGUUAUGAUUGCACAGCUUCCCUGCUCCUAGCUAAAGGAAUGGUUUAGUUUGUAUGCAAAUAACAUUCUUUAAUCUCUGAAGUGUUUUUUUGUUCUGAAAAGAAAAUACACUUAGUUCCAAAAAAAAUUAAAUUGAGCCUCAGAAAACUAUCUUGAUUGACACUUACAAAGCAAAGUGUAAGCAGGAGCCAGCAUAAAAUGCGGCUUUUUGAAGACAGCCAAAGUGCAUUUCCUAAGCAAGCAAGUUGCGAGGGUGCAGCGCUUUUGCCACCUGGUUGUUUUCAAUACCUCUGGCCUUGGCCGUGCGAUGUUUUGCUUGGGGUUCCCUGGGCCAUUGAUUGUCUUGUUUUGAAUUCUCUGAAGGAAGUGCCUGCUUUCCCUCCCUGAAUCAGCUGUGCACAUGGUGGACAAGACCGCAUAGUUUCUUUGAGCUUGGCUAGUCACUGACCUGAGGGUAUCAGGUUGGUACACUCAGUUGGUAUCCUACAUGCUUCUAUUCAUUCUAGCAGCCAGCCCCAGCCCUCCCUCCUUCCCUUCCUUCCAUCCUGAUUGCCCUGUUUCCCCCCCUGAAGUAGUGGUGACCAACCCGGGCCUUCACGGUUGUAAGGUGUAUGUUCUACUCUUGAGCUAUAUCUCUAACCCCGAGACUAGUUUUCAGAACAUGUAUUACACCCUCUACGGGACAGGUCAGGAUUAAGUGUCCUGCAAGCUGACUUGUUCUGUGUCCUUCUAGUAUUUUCCAUGUCCUCCUGUGGCUGUUGCUCUAUGGAACACAUUGCUUCCUUUUAGCACUGAGCACCGUUUAUAGGAAAUGAUGGCUUUGUUUCAUUUCCAAUCUUCUAAUCUUAGUUUUGAAACUAAGAUUUCUUGACAUUUGGUUAUUAUGGACACACACACACACACACCCUGUAAAUUAAAGUUAAAAUUAAAAUCCAAGAUUCAGUGGCAUGGGUGUUUGUGAGGAUGUCUCCAUUUUGGUGGGUUGGCAUUCUGAGUUGGGUGUGUCCAGGCCCUGUUACAUAUUACAGCUUAUUUAGUAGCAUUCUUGGCUUCUAGUCACACAUCCCAAAUCAUCUCCACAACCUAUGUCAACCAAAAGUUCCUCUAGACAUUGCCAUGUGUCCCUUGGAGAGAAGUGUUGGGCCCCUCUCUUCUUCUAAACCACUAGCUGUAACCACAUUUACAUGUUAUUGAUGGACCGCCUCUCCCACCCCCCCAUGUUUUAAGUAUCAUCCAUUCAGCAGGAUCCAUAUCCUCCCUCUCCUAGGCUGGCCUGGAACUCUGCAUCCUGCAGCCCCGGCCUCCUGAGUCCAGGGUACUCACCAUCGUACAUGGAUCAGGACUCACUGCUUCCAAGCAGUCUCUUAAAAAGUCAUUCUUUGCUGUGCCGAGGCUCCAAGCCAAACCCUUGUUACAUGGCAUCCACUUGGACCCUGGGCUGGCCCUGCAGCCUAGCGGUUAGUAACACAAGGCAGCAGGUCCCCUCACCCUGGACCGCAUGGUGGGUGUGAGGCUAGCCUUGCUACGUGAGAUCUGAGCUUGGCUCUGUCCUGGCCUCAUCUCCUGUCACCUCUUUGUGCUUUUGAGUUUAUAGCCAGUCAAGUGACCACGAGUGGGAACAAGGUUAUCAAACCAGGAAAACGGUUUCUUAAAAAGAACCUGUGUCAGACCCAAAUCCGAAGUGGAUAAAAUCUUCUUAGAAUUUGGAAAAUAUAUGUUAUGUUCUGACACUUCCUCUCUUCCUACCCACCCCUGCCCCAGGCUUUUCUUAGCUAAGUGGGGCCUGCGCCUUCUGGUGGGCUGGCACCCUUAGGCUGGAGAUGCUGAACCUUCUCUGAAUUGUAGUGAGUGCUCUGAUUGUCAGGGGAGAGCCAUCCUCUCCAGGAGGCUGGGGUUAUGUUACAGUAUUGUGGAGUUUUGUUGCUUAACAUCCUCCUUCUGUUCCCAAGGAAGAGAUCGCCAAAGCAUAAUCAUCACAUUUGGGGGGCGGGGGUUGUUAAAACUUUAAGGUACAGAGUUUCAAUAACUUCUUGCUAAUUGCAUGUGAAUCCCCCACAAUGGAUGUACAUAUACAUACCUGUUGCAGGUAAAAAAAAAAUGUUCAAUGGUGCUGUAAAUGAAACGUUUUGAAAACUCAAAAUGCCUGUGACAUGUUUGUGGAAAUUAAACAGAUAAGUCAAAACAGA